Penicillium angulare is the source of this 480-nucleotide messenger RNA. RefSeq names its product DUF3237 domain-containing protein. The transcript has a single exon. The record is from RefSeq and is a predicted model, not a curated record. Lineage: Eukaryota; Fungi; Ascomycota; Eurotiomycetes; Eurotiales; Aspergillaceae. The coding region runs from base 1 to 480 and encodes 159 amino acids.
AUGGCACCUACUCUCGAAUUCGCAUUCAGGCUUGAAGUCGAUCUAGCCGAAGCGCUCGACUUUGGCAACACUCCAGCUGGUGAUAGACGUUUUAUUCCAAUCAACGGUGGACGUGCCGAAGGGCCUAAGCUAAACGCUACGAUUCUACCUGGUGGAGGCGAUUGGAACGUCCUCCGAGAAGAUGGUGUCGGGCAUGUAUUUGCCAAAUAUACUAUUAAAUCAGACGAUGGAGUCUUGAUCAGUGUCACCAAUGAAGGAUGGAUCCCUAAAUUUCGGAAAAGGUCUCCUGGGGACCCGGAAGAUGGAGCUGAGGGUAAAUCUGGUAUGGUGCCUGAGGAGAAGUGGUACGCGAGGACAAAUCCACGAUUUGAGGUUCAAGAUGGUCCGCAUAAUUGGUUAAAUCGGACGUUGUUUGUGGGAGAGUUGCAUAAACCGGAGAUACCAUUUCAUGUUACUAUUGAUGUUUACUCUGUUGAAUGA